UUAUUUCUCUCUCUCUCUCUCUUUUAAUUAUUAUUAAUAUUAUAACGGAAAUUUCUCGUAUUUUGGGAUGUCAUUCAUGUUGCCUGAGCUUAACGGGACAGUGUUGGGCAAGUAAAUCAGCAAAUCCCAUGCUCGACGCAGAAGCAGAGGAACCGGAACAGUAGCGGAGUCACCAUACAAGAUGAUGAACUGCAAUGUACGAAUCUCCACUCCGCCAUAAUUAAGAUCCUAGGCGGUUCGCCUGAUUGUUGCAGGUUCUCGACCGUACAACUAGUCAGUUGAUUCUUGGAUGGUCUAGUUCAAAGAUCAUCUAGCUCGGUUGUAUAGGCACUUGGAAACGGAGAGGAGAGAGGAAAAAGAAAGGGAUCGAAUCGAAUUGGCUCGUCAGGAAUUCUUGAUAAUGGGCGUGACCGGAGCCUGCACCCGUUUGCUCAAGAACUUAGGCGGUUAUGCUUUCGGGUUCUGGCAGCCCGGCCUAGAUGGGCUCGACCUAUCUCCCGGCAAUGAGCCAGUCAAGAUGACACUACAGACCGAUGACUUGACGGUUCGAGCAUUGAGAGACGUCUUUGGGAUGGAGCCAGAUGGAAGCAUAAAGACCGAGCGAGCCAGAAGAAUCGUGCAGAAGCUCGGAUUGAUCGUGCUUCAGAAGGAAGAGGAGGGCCUGAACGAUGAGGUGAGAGCGGAAGAGGUGCUAGGUGGGAUCGACGAUGUGAAGGAGCGGAGCAGGCUCUUGAAGGAAGCAUUCGAGAUCUUCGACGAGGAUGGCAACGGAUUCAUUGAGGCAGCGGAACUGAAGAGGGUCUUGGAGUGCUUGGGGUUGGACAAAGGGUGGGAUAUGGGGGAGAUCGAGAAGAUGGUCCGGGUCGUGGAUUUGAACUUGGAUGGUAAAGUCGAUUUCAUCGAGUUUGAGUCCAUGAUGGCCAUGUAACUGAUGUAACAGCUCAACACAAGAGUUAGCUCUUAUAUCACAUUUGUUCCUAUAUCUGAUCACAUCGAAAAAUUCAGUCUCUUGCAAAUCUUUGUGUGUAUAUUUUCUAUCAGCCAGUAGAAUCGGGAUUUCUAAGGAACGAAUGCGAGUUCAGAGACAUGAAAAAUCACGAAAUCGAAAUAUAAAUCAAUAAAAUUUCAAGGAAAAACGUAGAUCUUUGCAA
Punica granatum (pomegranate) is the source of this 1151-nucleotide messenger RNA. The record is from RefSeq and is a predicted model, not a curated record. NCBI's taxonomy places the organism in Eukaryota, Viridiplantae, Streptophyta, Magnoliopsida, Myrtales, Lythraceae.